AUGGGAUGGUUUAACUCUGGCCCGGGAUUCGAGCCGAACGGCCUCGUUGAUGCAGUCGAAUGGGGGCAUUUUACGACCGUUGUCGACGUGGGAGGCAAUACCGGACUUGUGUCGCAGGCUAUCGCUCGUAAACACUCUGUCGUCAAGUUCAUUGUGCAGGACCGUGCGGACCCAGUCGCAGAGGGCCGGGCGAGGUUACCCCAGGACUUGAAGGAAAGGAUACAGUUUGCCGAACACGAUUUCUUUCAGGAGCAGCCGGUAAAGGACGCGGAUGUGUAUUUGAUGCGGUGGAUCCUGCACGACUGGAGCGAUAAAUACGCCAUCAAGAUUGUGCGUGCCCUUAUUCCGGCACUAAAGCCAGGUGCGCGUCUCAUUCUGAACGAGUUUGUGCUUCCGCCGCAAGCUUUUGUCGGAAGCCAUACGAAUAAGAUGUUGAGAACAAUGGACCUGAGUAUGUUGGAGUUGCACAAUGGAAAAGAGAGGGAUGCAGACGAUUGGAGGAAGCUAUUUGAAGACUGUGAUCCAAGGUUCAAAUUUGAAGAAAUUAUCCGGCCUCCUGGGUCGAAGUUGGGCAUAAUCCAGGUAGUGUGGGAGCCUUGA
Parastagonospora nodorum SN15 is the source of this 600-nucleotide messenger RNA. RefSeq lists its product as hypothetical. The record is from RefSeq and is a predicted model, not a curated record. Gene Ontology annotation, molecular function: O-methyltransferase activity. Bases 1 to 600 code for a protein of 199 amino acids. The transcript has 2 exons. Lineage: Eukaryota; Fungi; Ascomycota; Dothideomycetes; Pleosporales; Phaeosphaeriaceae.